Messenger RNA from Hippocampus zosterae (dwarf seahorse), 5433 nucleotides. RefSeq names its product la-related protein 1-like. The coding region runs from base 278 to 3520 and encodes 1080 amino acids. The record is from RefSeq and is a predicted model, not a curated record. NCBI's taxonomy places the organism in Eukaryota, Metazoa, Chordata, Actinopteri, Syngnathiformes, Syngnathidae. The transcript has 22 exons. Gene Ontology annotation, molecular function: RNA cap binding. Gene Ontology annotation, biological process: positive regulation of translation; mRNA stabilization. Gene Ontology annotation, cellular component: cytoplasmic stress granule; cytosol.
GUGGAGAGCGACCAUAUUGCUGCUAUCGGCGGAGAUAGGGUUGUUUCCCCCCCCCCGUAAGGCCUAUCGGACGCGGUUAUUUUUGCUUUUGUUCAUGUUUGGAAUAACCGUGGACGUGUGCGUGUCUUGGACUGAAGCUCGGUUCGUCUAGGAGCUAGGAGUGCCACACUCCCGCCGAACAACUUCACUUUUCCCCUUCGAGCGUAUUCGGACUGGGGGGGGGAGGAGGAGAGGACUGGUAAUCUCGAAGGGGGUGGGAGAACCACGGCGCUUGCAAAUGGCCACUCAGGUGGAGGCUCUCCUGCCGGCCAACGCGCUUAUCAAAGCGGAGGAGCGGGGCAAAGUGAGACACGGCGAACCGGAGUCGGAGCUUGAGGUCGACGGGGCCAAGCGGGGACGGGCGGGGAGGGUAUGUGAGGAGGAGGAGCUGGAGCCCGGCAGCGACAACGCAAACAGGCUCGGAGUGAACCCCGGAAACUCCAUGCGGGACACGAAGGAGAACGAGGAGGGCUUUGACAGCGAGGUCAAAGCCGACGAGGACGACGGUAAAAGCCGGAAGGACCUUACGGAGGCCCCCCCGCCCAAGGUGAACCCGUGGACUAGGAAAAUGAACGCCGUGACCGUGGUCAGCGUGAACGGACAAGCACAUCACGAGUUGACCGGUCCCGCCAGGGUGGUGAGAGCAGGCAACCCCCCCAAGGCCAGACGUGGAGGCAAGGUCGGAGACUUUGGCGACACCAAUAGUUGGCCCACCCCGGGGGAGAUCGCAACGAAAGACAUGCAGAUCGAGGCAGUGACACGGACCGUGUCCUGCCCACCGACUGUCAGGCAGGGCAAAGACUCGUGGAGAUCCACUGCCCACAAGAAGAUAUCCACCAAGAAGGAAAGCAAGGAGAAGCGCGAGAGCAACGAGGAGAGCAAGGAGAACCUCAAGACCAACAAGUUGGACGACUCUGGGGAGGAAAAGAACGGAGACGACGAGUCCCACAAGAAUGGCCAGAAGAAAAAAGGAAACAAACAGAAGUGGGUUCCGCUGAUGAUCGAGGGGCCCCGGGAGCGUUCGGCUUCCCGCAACAACAGCAGGCAGAACGAAAACCCUCGCCUGCCGCCCAACGCCAGGAACGACCUGCGAGACUGGCACAGUCAGAAGUACGAGCGGGAGUGGCGCGACGACCACGACGAGGUGUCCAGCGUCAAGAGCGAGGGGGCGCCGUUCCGCGGCGGCGGCUUCAGGGGACGCGGGCGCGGCCGAGGGAGAGGCAGGGGACGGGGGAGAGGCAGAGGCCACUACGACUACCACCAAGGCUACAAGUCGUACAACACGAAAGACGCCCCCUACGGGCAGAAAUUCAGCAACUCGGUCACCUACUACUACGACAACAUGAGCAGCAGCGACUUGUACUCGGUGGACCAGGACCUGCUGAAGGACUACAUCAAGAGGCAGAUCGAGUACUACUUCAGCCUGGACAACCUGGAGCGGGAUUUCUUCCUGCGGAGGAAGAUGGACCAGGAAGGCUUCCUGCCCGUGGGACUCAUCGCCAGCUUCCACCGCGUUCAGGCCCUCACCACCGACGUCGCCGUCAUCCUGGAAGCUCUGAAGGACAGCAAAGAAGUGGAAGUGCUGGACAUGAAGAUCCGUCGCAAGUUGGAGCCCGAGAAGUGGCCCCUGCCGGGCCUGACGCUGCCCAACCACACCGACUUCUCCCAGCUCAUCAACUGCCCCGAGUUUGUCCCCAGGCAGCCCGCCGAGGAGGCCGCCGGGUCUCUGGGGGCCUCGAGCCUGACGCCACGCCCGCCCAGGGCCGAAUGUGACGCGCCCUCCAACCUUAAGACGAUGCCCAAGGGCCUCUCGGCGAGCCUGCCCGACCUGGACUCGGAGUCCUGGAUCGAGGUCAAGAAGAGGCCCCGACCUUCGCCGGCUCGACCCAAGGUCAGCCCGGAGAAGCAGCAGAGGGAGAAGGACAACGCCGGCCGUUUGCCGCCGCCUCAGUCCGGUUCCUCGUCCUCCCCCGCCGUCCCCGGAAAUAAGGAGAGCGGCGAGCAGGAUGAGCCCGAGGAGCUGGACUUCAUGUUCGACGAGGAGAUGGAGCAGAUGGACGGGCGGCGCAACACCUUCACCGACUGGUCGGACGAGGACUCUGACGGCGAGAUCGACGACCGCGACGUCAACAAGAUCCUGAUCGUGACGCAGACGCCGCCGUACCUGCGCAAGCACCCCGGCGGCGACCGCACGGGCCACCACACGUCCCGCGCCAAGCUCUCCAGCGAGCUGGUCAAGGUGAUCAACGACGGGCUCUUCUACUACGAGCGGGACCUGUGGGACGACACGUACGAGCCCGAGUACGCCACCAUCAAGCAAGAGGUGGAGAACUUCAAGAAGGUUCACCUGAUCAGCCGCGAACAAUUUGACUGCCUGACCCCCGAACCCCCCGUCGACCCCAACCAGGAAGUUCCCCCGGGGCCCCCGCAACCCCAUCAGAUCCCGACAGACGCCUUGGCGAACAAACUCUUCGGCGCCCCCGAACCCUCGUCGAUAGCGCGGUCGCUCCCGACGACCGUGCCCGAGUCGCCCAACUACCGCGGCGCCCGCACGCCGCGCACACCGCGCACGCCUCACCGGAAAGACGCCGCCGUGACGCCGCGCUUCUACCCCGUGGUCAAGGAAAGUCGGCCCGUCGACGCCAAGACCCCGAGGAAGCGCAAGACCCGGCACAGCUCCAACCCGCCCAUGGAGUGCCACGUGGGCUGGGUGAUGGAUUCCAGGGAACACCGCUCCCGAACCGCCUCAGUCAGCUCCAACGCCAGCCCCUCCGAGGGCACCCCCGCCCUGGGCAACGUGGGCUGCACGCCGCAGUCCCUGCCCAAGUUCCAGCACCCAUCCCACGAGCUGCUCAAGGAGAACGGCUUCACGCAGCACGUCUACCACAAGUACCGCCGGCGCUGCCUAAACGAGCGCAAGCGGUUGGGGAUCGGCCAGUCGCAGGAGAUGAACACGCUCUUCCGCUUCUGGUCCUUCUUCUUGCGGGAUCACUUCAACAGGAAGAUGUACGAGGAGUUCCGCCAGCUGGUGCUGGAAGACGGCAAAGAAGGAUACAGGUACGGUUUGGAGUGCCUGUUCAGGUACUACAGCUACGGUUUGGAGAAGAAGUUCCGGCCGGACAUCUUCAAGGACUUCCAGGAAGAGACCAUGAAAGACUACGAGGCCGGUCAACUGUACGGCCUGGAGAAAUUUUGGGCCUUCCUCAAGUAUUCCAAAGCCAAGGCCUUGGACAUCGAUCCCAAGCUGCAAGAGUGUCUCAGCAAGUUCAAGCGACUGGAGGACUUUAGAAUCGACCCCCCCAUGGAGGAAGGAGGCCGCCGGAGACACUCGUCCAGCGGGGACGGCCGCCGCCGCCACCCCUCGCAUCCCUCCAGUCGCCCCCACAGCCAGAACAGCAGCGGCUCCAGCCCCCCCGCAGCCGCCGCCGCCGCCAAGGACGACGCCAAACUUGACACCAAGACGCUCAAGGUUAAGGAAUGAGGGCGAAAAUAUAUCAUGAUGUGCUUGAAGAGGAUGAGUUACAUUUGGGAGAUUGUUUUUUUUUCUUAACGAGGCAAGCAAGCAAUGAGGUGUCAAACACGCAUUUUUCUUUGCACAUCGUUGCCAGUCCACCAGGUGGAUGUUUUUUUUUUUUUUUUUUUUUUUAAUGGUUAUCCAACCACAAUUUUUGUUUCCGAGGAUUGAAUUACAUAUCUUUUUUUUUUUUUUUUUUAACGGGUGUGGGGAGUGCGGCAUCCAGAGACAAUUUUCCGAAGCGCACGUACGAUGUCGACGACAUCCAAGCGGACCAAAGCGCCUUCGAAAAAAAUAUUUGAUUUGCUGGAAUUUUUUUGGGGGGGGGGGGGUGAAGAGGAGGAAAAUAACCAAAUGCUUCAAAACGAAUAUAGAAGAGGUGGACGAAGAGACUUGGUUUGAGGAGUUGCCUUAUCUUGAAUGCUUUUGAAGUUGUUGUUCCCCCCCCCCCCCCCCCUUCUGAGCACGUCUUGCCAACUGCUUGAAUCGUCUUCCCAGUGUCAUUUGGGUCCUGUUACGAGUGCUGCGAGUCCCACCUUGGCUUUUGUCGCCUGGCUUUGUUCGUGCUUAAGCGCAUCCGCGUUCCAUUGGAGGAGUCCUGGACCUUUUGAGGGGGGCGUGGGCAGGGGGGGAGGUAGGGACGACGUUUCCUGAUAAUUGUUUUCGUACACAUCCCAUCCAUGAGCUUCAUCCAUCCAUCCGUCAAGGACUGGAAGAAUCAAUAAAUCCGGAUUACUUGAAGAAACAGGAAGUGACACAGGUGCUCUGGGCGGAUAUUUUGGCGGAAGGGGGAGGGGGGUCAUCCUCUUCCUGUUUGACUGACACCCCCCCGACCCCGCACCCUCCUCCACACACACACACACACGGACGGACGGCUCCAUGUCUGUGGCCAAGUGGACUCCUCGCGGACGCCCUCCCAUCAAAAUGUAAAUGUGAACUCGAUCGAUGAAGAAGAGAACUUUUUGCCGGAUGUAUUUUUUGCCUUACACGUGUACGUACUCCUUAACUUGCUAAUGCUUCUGGAUUCUUGGGGGGGGGGCAAGGAGGUAGCAUAUGUUUGUGUGACAUGGGCAGGAUUCCGUGGGGGUGGGGGUGGGGGUGGUUGUUCCUUUUGACAUCUGGAACAUUGAAUGUGUAUUUAAAUCGACAAAAGGGAACGGAAAAAAAAAAAGCUCAAGCAAAUUUUGUUUCAUGUUGAAAUCUCUUAAAUUUCCCUGUUCCCUUUUUUUUUUUUUUUUUUUUUUUUUAAUUGAUUGGCACCUCCACCACAACUGGAUUCAAUUUUCUGGGGGUUAACGUAGAGAGUCUUAAAACAUUUGUGCGUGUGUGUGUCUGUCCCAUGUCCAAAAAAAAAAAAAAAAAAGCAAUUAUUUGCCUUCUUCGUGUCUUCUGAUGUGGACGUCGCCCUCAUUUUAUCUUCCAACGCAAGCAGAGCUGGACUUCUUCCUUCCCUUCUUCAGGGAGACUCGAUGUUUGCAUCAGUGCUUUUUUUGUGGCGACUUGACGACAAAUGAGAGCCGGCAGGAGGAGUGAAAAACAAACAAAAUGGAUACAAAGAUGAAAUUGCGCUCACUGCUCCACCUCUCGGGACAUUUGGAGGAUUUCGAGGCCUUGUGGGAGUUGCCCACCCCCCUCAAAGAAACUCUAGGAGGUGCCCGCAAAAAAAAAAAACGGUGGAAGGGUGACAAAAACAAAAAACAAGCGUGUGAGGAUGAUGGCUGUUUAUGAUGUCUGCAGACUGAAAAGUACAAAAAUGUCAUAAAGCCAUAUGAAUAUAAGAAAAAAAAACUGUAUAUGAAGCGUUGAAAUUGUUCACUGCAUCACUGAAAAAUCUCUUUAGGCUUGUUAUGAGGAAAAAAAAAUGUGAAAAUGCCCGGGGG